Messenger RNA from Pelecanus crispus (Dalmatian pelican), 1059 nucleotides. NCBI's taxonomy places the organism in Eukaryota, Metazoa, Chordata, Aves, Pelecaniformes, Pelecanidae. The record is from RefSeq and is a predicted model, not a curated record.
AUGAGUAAGAGCAAGGACGAUGCUCCGCAUGAGCUGGAGAGCCAGUUCUCUGUCCAACUUUCCCAGGAAUAUGCCUCCACUGUGCGGCGAGCGGUACAGUCCGGGAACGUCAACUUGAAGGACAGGCUCACCAUUGAGCUACACGCGGAUGGGCGCCACGGGAUUGUCCGCGUAGACCGGGUGCCACUGGCGGCCAAGCUGGUGGAUCUGCCCUGCAUCAUUGAGAGCUUAAAAACCAUUGACAAGAAAACCUUCUAUAAGACAGCGGAUAUUUGCCAGAUGCUUGUUUGCACUGUGGAUGGUGAUCUAUACCCUCCUUUGGAAGAGCAAACUGUGACCACUGACCCCAAGGCAAACAAGAAGAAGGACAAGGACAGAGAGAAGAAAUUCAUCUGGAACCAUGGCAUCACUCUUCCUCUGAAAAAUGUACGGAAGAGACGAUUCCGGAAGACAGCUAAGAAGAAGUAUAUUGAGUCUCCUGAUGUGGAAAAAGAGGUGAAGCGUCUCUUGAGCACAGAUGCUGAAGCUGUCAGUGUCCGCUGGGAAGUGAUUGCUGAAGAUGAAACAAAAGAAGUAGACAACCAUGGUUCGCUCACCAGCCUGGACAUCUCCUCCCCGGGGAUGUCGGGACAUAAGCAAGGCCAUGGCUCAGAACAUGAUGAACUGCGGGAGAUAUUUAAUGACAUCAGCAGCAGCAGCGAAGAUGAAGAUGAGAGGGAUCAUCAUGAUGACGAAGACCUGAACAUCAUGGACACGGAGGAGGACUUGGAGAGGCAGCUGCAGGACAAGCUGAAUGAGUCUGAUGGGCAGCAACAGGAGAGCGAGGGGUCCAACCAGAUAGUCAUGGGGAUCCAGAAACAGAUUGACAGCCUGAAAAGUAAACUCCAGGAGACCCAGGACAGGAGGAAGCGCCAGGAAGAUCUCAUCAUGAAAGUGGAGAACCUAGCCCUCAAGACCCGUCUCCAGGCUGUGCUGGAUGAGUUCAAGCAGCAGGAAGAGCGAGAGAAGCAGCAGAUGACAUCCCUGCAGGAGCAGCUGGAGUCCCUCAUGGAGAAGUGA